UGAUGAGGGGGGACAAAUAUAAUUACAGGCUCCAACCAACCAUUUAAAGAAAGUUUUCUUUUUAUAACCAUUAAAUGAUAAAUAAAUAAAAAUUAACAUCGUUCUUAUCACUACGUUGUUAUCAUUCGUGUGAAAGCUUGCAGGCAGCUUUUGACAUUCUUUUCUCCCUCCAUCUUCACCUGGAGAACCAAUCUUUUAAGGCCUUGGAUUUGAUUGAAAUCAGAUUUCAAUUCAAUUCAUUCCCAACGUUUCACUGAUAGCUUGGUGGAGACAGGAUUUGUUGGAUGUUUUUUUGUUAUUAUUGAAGCAAUGAGCCGAUUUUCAGAGCUGAAGCAUGCUGCCUCAGGUAAAAGAAGAUUAAAAGAUUUAUUGCUCCAAAGUGAUAAUCGCUUUUGUGCUGAUUGUGGUGCUCCCGAUCCUAAGUGGGCAUCAGCAAAUAUUGGGGUUUUCAUAUGCUUAAAAUGCUGUGGGGUACACAGAAGCCUUGGCACACAUAUCUCAAAGGUUUUAUCUGUGACGUUGGAUGAAUGGUCUGAUGAUGAAAUUGAUUCCAUGACUGAAGUUGGAGGAAACUCAUCUGCUAAUGCAAUUUAUGAGGCCUUUUUACCUGAAGGAGUUUCAAAGCCAGGACCAGAUUCCAGUCAUGAGGAGCGUAUGAGGUUCAUCAGGUCAAAGUAUGAGCUUCAAGAGUUUUUGAAACCUAGUUUGCGGAUUACAUCAGGGAAGACUUCCUCAUCUUCUCUCAAGUCAAGUUUUUCCACGAAGCUCUUUGAUAGUUUUCGAAUUCCGAGUGUAUCAAAGAAUUCGGAAGGCAUGGUAGAAUUUAUUGGAUUAGUGAAGGUUAAAGUUAAAAAAGGUACAAAUUUAGCUAUCAGAGAUAUGUUGUCAAGUGAUCCCUACGUGAUCCUUACUCUUGGGAAACAGACUGUUCAAACCACUGUGAUGAAGAGCAACUUGAAUCCAGUCUGGAAUGAAGAACUCAUGCUAUCUGUUCCACAGGAUUUUGGGCCCAUAAAGUUGAGUGUUUUCGAUCAUGACACAUUUUCGGCUGAUGAUAUAAUGGGGGAAGCAGAGAUUGACAUCCAGCCGUUGAUAACAUCAGCAAUGGCAUUUGGGGACCCGGAAAUGUUUGGAAAUAUGCAGAUUGGGAAAUGGCUGAAAUCACAUGACAAUGCCCUUGUUGUUGAUAGCAUCAUAAACAUUGUUGAUGGGAAGGUGAUGCAGGAGAUCUCAUUGAAGCUUCAGAAUGUUGAGUGUGGUGAACUAGAAGUAGAACUAGAGUGGAUGCCUCUUGACCAGUAAGUAGAAAUUUUAAAUCACCCUUCCAUUUCAAUAAAAACCUGCACUAUCGAUUCCAUUAUUUAAUAUGGAAUGACUGCAUAUUUAACUUCUUUCAAUUUUAUUCCUUGAUUCUUGCCCUUGUUUUUUACCCUCUUACAUCUCCUAAGAGGCAACAGCUUAUUCGUUAACUCUGACAAUUUGCAGUGUAUAAAUUAUGUUUGUUUCAAAAAUUGAGGGAGCAACAUGUACAAAAGAAAACUCAGUGCUCAUACAUACAUACAUACAUAUUUGUAAUUUAUCUUUGGAUUUGAAGUUGGAAGCAUUUUAUCUUCAA
Populus nigra (black poplar) is the source of this 1615-nucleotide messenger RNA. Its product is annotated as ADP-ribosylation factor GTPase-activating protein AGD12-like. The transcript has 9 exons. NCBI's taxonomy places the organism in Eukaryota, Viridiplantae, Streptophyta, Magnoliopsida, Malpighiales, Salicaceae. Gene Ontology annotation, molecular function: phospholipid binding; GTPase activator activity. The record is from RefSeq and is a predicted model, not a curated record. Bases 310 to 1302 code for a protein of 330 amino acids.